This is a messenger RNA of Saccostrea echinata, 3520 nucleotides long. RefSeq names its product zinc transporter ZIP1-like. Gene Ontology annotation, molecular function: zinc ion transmembrane transporter activity. The coding region runs from base 442 to 1479 and encodes 345 amino acids. The record is from RefSeq and is a predicted model, not a curated record. The transcript is spliced from 2 exons. NCBI's taxonomy places the organism in Eukaryota, Metazoa, Mollusca, Bivalvia, Ostreida, Ostreidae. Gene Ontology annotation, cellular component: plasma membrane. Gene Ontology annotation, biological process: zinc ion transmembrane transport.
AAUAACCGUGUUUUACACUUGAAUAAAAUACAUUUGAUUUGUUUACACAACUAUUUCUCCCAUUGCUUCAGGAGUAUAUCAACAUGAAUUGCUAAUUCGGUGAUUAAUGGGACUCUUUUAACAUGUGGUAUCUGCAAACAUGACAUUAUAAGUAAACCUAUUGAAUAAGGUUAGAAAACUAAAUGAUGUACAUGUACCUUUUAUAAUGCACUAAUCGACGCUGAUUACCACGAGGAGGAAAUUUAAUUGAUGGUGAUAAAUGGAAGCAAAAAAAUUGAAGUAGCUCAUGCGUGUACAAAAACGUAUUGCUCAGUGCUGCACACGGUUCAGUGUUCUCAGAUAGGUGACUAAUCACAUGGAGCCAAUUUGGAGUUAUUUCCUACUAUAUAAGCCUCUGACUAAAUAAGAUUUUUGUGUCAGUCCCGAUUAUUUGUGCUCACGAUGGCAUCAGUGGCGAAAAUUGCGUCCAUUUUCAUCCUCUUUUUUGUUACUUUUCUGAUAGGGUUAUUGCCCUUGGCAAUGCUAAAACUAUUUGAGAAGAAACUAGCCUCUCAGAGCAAGCUUAAGAAAUGGAUUGGAGUUCUGAACUGUUUUGCAGGUGGAGUCUUCUUCGGAACAGCCAUUUUGCAUUUACUACCAGAAUCGGUGGAAUUGUUUGAGGAGUCCGUUUCCUUUGACUAUCCAAUAGCUGAGGGACUGACAGGGGCUGGAUUCUUCCUUAUUCUACUGAUUGAGCAUAUAAUCGGGACUUGUGGUUACGGGCAUUCUCAUCAUAUGCAUGACGUGGGACAUGAAAACCCAGCACAUAUAGAUACAUAUAAAGAAGGAAAAAAUGAGAAAACGAGCACGUUCGAUUUAAAAUCAUCAGAGAAAGAACAGUUGGAGAAGAAUGGUGAUUGUUCAGACAAUGUUAAAUAUGGUGCAAUUACUUUGGACAACACCAAAAAGGAGGCAGUAAUCUCGAUUCCUAGCGAAGAGGAACCUAAAGUAGAAAUAGAAAUGCAUGACCCAGAAUUUCUGGCAUUCAGAUCUAUUGUUCUUCUUAUGGCUCUGUCAUUCCACAUGAUAUUUGAGGGUCUGUCCGUCGGUCUUCAGAGAUCCGAUCCAAAUACUUGGAAACUUCUUGGAAUAUUAACUAUACAUAAAUGCAUUGUUGCAUUCAGUGUCGGGCUACAGUUAGCUGAAGGUUUCAAGAAAUUUCGAUCCAUUCUCGUUUCUUUAACGUUGCUUUCGAUCGUUGCCCCCAUUGGUGUUGUCAUUGGAUACAUCGUAACUGAAACGGGCGAGGACAGUCACAGUGAGGCUAUUGCUGCAGGGGUGCUCCAGAGUUUGUCCGUUGGUUCCUUCAUUUACGUGACAUUCUUUGAAAUCUUAAAUAAAGAACUAAGGAAAGGCCGUAAUCUAUCAAAGGUCGUGUUCACAAUCUUGGGAUUUGGGCUUGUGAUAGGACUGCAGUUCUAUAAGGACGAAGCCCACUGAGGAGGAGUAAAAAUCCUCGGAGCAGAUUUGAAUGUCUCCGUCAUUGAUAUUCAAUUUGUAAAUAAUGCAUAAAAAUACACCUCUUCAUACUGUCAUUAACAAGCACUUGGUAAGGACCUAAAUAUCAUGGCAUUUAAUAUUGCUAAUAUUUAGUGAUUAGGUUCAAUUGUAAAAAAUAAUUUUCUUUGUAUGAUUAAGAACGAUUAUAUAUUGUAUAUUUUUUUUUUUUAAUUUUAACUUGAAACUCAAAGUAUUUUGUUUAGUAUCUUGUUAGUACUACAAAAAAACAUAUUCAGAUAAAGUAUUGCUUAGAGUGAUAUUUAGUCCCUAGGGUAGGGUGAUGUAACUUUGACCGCCGGGUUAAUUUCCACCCUUCCUAAAUACCUUUAAAUAUUUUAUUUCAAUAUAGCCUAUUAUUGUGUAUGUAGUAUGUACAUCUAUUUUAUGCAGAGACAAAAUGCAUUUUCAAUGUAUUUUGUCGAUAAUAAUUUUCAUUUCCAUGAGCGUAAUUAAGUUGUUUACUGGAAUAUUACGUUAUCCAAGAAGAGGUUUAUAACCCGAAAAUAUCUGUAUAGAAAAUGUGUAAAUCAAAUGCAUUUAUUUCACAUUAUGACGAAUUAUGCAUAUAAAAACAAUGUAACCUGAAAAAUAAAAGGUACUCCGAAGUAAAAAAAAAAAGAAGAUUCAGUAAAGUCUGUAACAUAACAGGCAGUGGCAUACUUGAACAAGACUUAAGUACAGGGAAAUAAUCGGUGGAAAUUACACCACCCUACCCUAUACUUAAGUUUUAACUCGUCGAUGAUUUUACUCCGUAACAUCCAUAAUCAGAAAAUAAGCGAGUUCUUGUUUAUGAUUUGUAGAAUGACAAGCAUAACUACAUUUACAUAUACAUGUAAUAACUGCACUCAUUUUUGUAUGAUUCUAUGACGAUGUCACUGUAAAAAUAAAUUCCAUCUGUCAAAUAAAAAAUUCUAUAUAACAUACAGAUUCAAGGGAUCAUGUCGAGAUAUCAUUGCUUGAAUAAUAUUUACCUGAGAAUAUAGUGCUCUUAACUGAUACACCAGCGAUAAAAAUGUUGGCCAAAUACAGCAUUUAAAAUGAUUGAUAAUAUGUCUUCCCCAUUGCAAUAUCUUUGCAAUUUUUUGUUCUUUUUGGAUUUUUAAUUUCAUUACUUCAAAAUUGACCUCUUUCAGAAAUUUUAACCCUGUCACACAUGAUCAGCUGGAAAGUAGAGUUCACAUGCAGCAUCCCAAGCAUCUAAUAUGCAUCUCCUGAUGCAAUGCCUGUGCAAGUAGUAGCCAAUGUAGGAUUUAUUUUUACUUCAGAAUUUAUAUUUGCAAGUGGUUAGUGCAGCAUCGUAGAGCAAAGUACAUAUACUUAAUGCAGCAUAACUAUUCCUGUUUAUCUUUAAAUAAAUAUUAUUUAUUCAAAUAUCUAUCAAUACAUAAAACGAUCUCUUUCGUUCAAGGUUUUCCCUUACAAAUCGGAAAUGCCAGUAGUAGUUUGCGUAUUUUCCUAGCAGGACACAGUUAAGCAUUAAACAAUAAUAGAGACAUUUCUUCCAUCAAGAUGAAAAUAGCUGGUGAUGCGUCAUUUACGGACUGCUGGUCUUCUGUGACCGAAGGAAUUGCUGCUCCGCUACAUCAUUACUAAAUUACGGACCCAGUGUUAAAUGAUAUCUUUAGGACUGGAAUUCAUGUUAUAUUCUGAAUAAAUGAAGUUUCACCACUCAAUUAGUUUAGUAACUAUUCAUAAAUGUGUCCAUUUUCAAUUCCACCUGAGACACUCUAAAGAUGAUCUACCAAUAAAUCAGUUUUUUUCCCUCACCGUGGACUCUGUUGCAGGAAUAUGCCACUAAGAAGGCCCAAUGUUUUACAUAAAAGUAUAAGAAACAUCUUUCCAGUAAGCAAGUUAUUGCCAUAUCUAUUUACAAUCAUUGUCAUGUAUAAUAAUCGAACUUGUUCAAAGUUAAACGUUUUAUGAAGGGUUAGUUGAGAAAAUGAUCACAAGACCAUAGGCACUCCCCAGCUUAAUUGUUAAA